This is a messenger RNA of Aegilops tauschii subsp. strangulata, 502 nucleotides long. RefSeq lists its product as uncharacterized. The record is from RefSeq and is a predicted model, not a curated record. Lineage: Eukaryota; Viridiplantae; Streptophyta; Magnoliopsida; Poales; Poaceae.
UUCUCUCGUCCUCUGCCUUUUCUCUCCUCUCUAUUCUCUUGUUCCGAUUCGGUCGGUAUAGUGUGGUGUAGGCACAGCGCCGGAACUCGAGCCACCGGCGGGGAGAUGGAGGCCGACGGGAGGAAGGACGGCGAGACGCCGGCGGCGGCAGCGCAGAGGGGCGCGUCGUCGUUGGGCGUGUCCGUGCAGGAGGGCCUGCAGCACGCCAAGGCCAGCGUGGUCGGCGCGGUGCAGCAGGCGAUGGCGGGGAGCGAGGAGGAGGCGGCGCAGGCGGACCUGCGCGCGGCCAAGGCGCAGGUGGAGGCCACCGACGAGGCCGAGGCCAAGAAGAAGCACCUCGCCGGUGGUUGAUGGAGGUGACUGCGUGCGAGAUUGCUAGGCUGUAUGCAUUGCAUUUGGGUUAGGUUCUGGACUUCUAGCCAUUUUUCUCGAUCUGCUGUUUGUUUUUGUAAUAAUAUUCCAGAUGAACUUUGUUACGAUGUUAAGAAGUGUGGUUUGUUUA